UGUAUUGAAUAAACCUUCACAAAUUUUAUUAAAUAUGUCAAUCAUUCUAUUCUAUCGGACUAUCGGAGCGUUUAUUGAAUAAAGUUUCAAAUAGACAGCAACAGGCAGUUGAGAAGGAAAGACAAAAGCGUGCUUGAGUUGAAGGUUAGCGUGCAAUACUGCUACAAUAUUACCUUCCCCAUUUCUCGACAUUCCCAAGCUCAGGGGCGACCGGCGGCGGCGUGGUCUUUGAAGUACUAUCACUUGCCUAAUUUAUUUCUAUGUAAUCUCUCUCUCACCCGUCAGCCUCUCCUCCACCUCGUCGCACCCAACCUGUUCGAUGAAAUGCCUGCGUAACUUCCGACUUGGGUCGCCGAUAUUCAAUGUGCGGUAAAGCGAGGCGAGCUUGAAUUGGAAUGACGCGUAAUCUCAUCCGAAGUUUUCUAUUUGGAGCAAACCACUUGGCAGUCAGAGGCAAUAAUGAAGUGAAGCGUGUGAUGAGGUUUGCGCAUCGGAACUCACAUGGAGAAGAAUCGCCUGAAGAAGAAGAACAAGAAGAAGAAGGACAGGGGGUUUUACCUUCUGAAUGGUACGCCACUGCCUUGUCAAAGAUGAAGAAAUGGAGCCACUCCAUGAAAGAUUUGGACUUGGUUGGUGGGAGGCUUGUGAACAUCCAUAACCAUUCAAGAAUUUUCGAUGCUCAAUUGGAGCACAAAAUGCAUACGUAUAAGAGCACUGCUAGGGUCCUCAUAGGGCAUCCAUCAGUGCUGGAAACAACCAGGCAGACCUUGAUUGCUUCCAAUCCACAUUAUUCCACCUUCCAGCUUUUCAACAGACACCACCAAAGGGAGGCACUAACUGUGAGUUCCUUGACUAGAGUAUCCGACAUUUUGAACAUCUCUGCCCAGCAAAGGAAGAUCGUGAGGCAUACAAUCUGCCCGCAGGUCACACAACAUAGCGUGUGGACCGGUGCACUGGUGGAGAUACUAUGUGGAUUGAAGUCCGAUGUUGAAGUUUUGAUUGGCCAUAAACCAAGCAAGGAGAUGAGACUCGCUCAACAAAUUCUUGUCGGUUGUCUCAACUUACUCGAACCUUGUGUGUCUUACGACCCUGAGAAAAGUUCAUGGAUGCGCCUUGCGCCCACAAGGGAUGUGAAUAGUAAUACUAAUAAUAAUACUAACAAUUCCGCUGAUUCUCCAAAAUGGGAAGAUGUUCUUGAAAUGUCAGUCGAUCUUAUCAACUGCCUGAGUGAGGAGACGCACUUAACUGUCCCUGUUUUGAAGCUGGAGGCGAUGAAAGAGGGGCUGUAUCAGAUUCGGGAUGUUGUGAUUGACAAGAAGAAGAUGGGAUACAAGGAGGCUCGAUACCAAGAACACUUGGUGCAGAAGAAGCUUUCCAAGACAUUAGGCCAUUCAUCUCGGUGCUUGUUCACGCUUCUGGUGUACUAUCUGUAUGGCACUGUUAAGGAUAUUGAUGUAGAGGUUCGCGGUGGCCUGCAGGUGGUGGGUAGUGGAAACAGGUCAUGCUUGCACAUGGGGAAGAUCUUGACGGUGGAUGAGGAGAAAGUGGUGUGGAACGGGGUGAGGCAAUUGGAUAGGGCUCUAAGGCUGUUUAAAUUUGUUUGGGAGAGUGCAGGGAUGAAGGGGGAUUUGGAGCUGCGAGGUCAUUUGUGGCAUGUUGGAGGAGGACAGGGGGGCAGCAGCAGGUCAUUUACAUACAGAGGGAACAUCUAUUUCUUACAUGCGAUGGGAUGGGAUUGAUUGAUUAAUCUCUAGCUUAGCUCACUCAGCUACCUUCAACUUCAACUGCAUGCAUGGCUUGUAUUUGUCAAAGAUUACAUUCAAACUUUCAUAGAUCUUCGACUUCUGCUCUUCUUCACCUCCAACACAAGGCAAGCAAAAGGAGAAUGCGGAGGGCUCGGUCGGUUACAGCCACCCCUUUGCCUUCCAGUAGCGAGAGAUCUUCGACUUCUGCUCCACUUCUUCACCUUGAUUGAUGUCAAAGAAGGUUCCUUGGCACCGCACCUUAAAUCUUCAAUGUAGACCACUGACGACGACGAAGACGAUGAUUAUUCAUUAUUUGCUUCCGUACCUGUUACUGUGCUUCUCCCUUUUCUUCUUCGCAUCCCUUUUGGUUUUUAUCCGUUUCUCUCCCUGAAAAAUUCAAUCGGCAUUUCAGCAUAUACUGUAUAUGCUUAUGCAACUCCCAUUCUGCAGAUGACUGAAGUUCCUGAUCCGAGAGUCAUGAUGAUCAUCUCCUAUUCCCCACCCAAUUCUAUUGUAGCUGUCCUGUUGUUGUCUAUCAAAUGGGAAUAUGAUUUGCGCUAUUCAUUGACUUAAUAGUAAUGAUUGGCUUGUUGAGGAUAUAUCAUGAGUUGUCCUAAUCAAUGCAUUCGCGGGCAGCACUUUUCUUGUUUAUCACAUGUGCAUUCUG
Messenger RNA from Andrographis paniculata, 2412 nucleotides. RefSeq lists its product as uncharacterized. The transcript has a single exon. NCBI's taxonomy places the organism in Eukaryota, Viridiplantae, Streptophyta, Magnoliopsida, Lamiales, Acanthaceae. The record is from RefSeq and is a predicted model, not a curated record. Bases 396 to 1739 code for a protein of 447 amino acids.